Loxodonta africana (African savanna elephant) is the source of this 3731-nucleotide messenger RNA. RefSeq names its product scavenger receptor class B member 1 (gene SCARB1). The coding region runs from base 10 to 1665 and encodes 551 amino acids. Gene Ontology annotation, biological process: cholesterol efflux; plasma lipoprotein particle clearance; recognition of apoptotic cell. NCBI's taxonomy places the organism in Eukaryota, Metazoa, Chordata, Mammalia, Proboscidea, Elephantidae. Gene Ontology annotation, cellular component: caveola; cytoplasm. Gene Ontology annotation, molecular function: scavenger receptor activity; lipid binding; low-density lipoprotein particle binding. The record is from RefSeq and is a predicted model, not a curated record. The transcript has 13 exons.
GCUGGCCACAUGCCGGCCGGCUCCUGUGGCCGCCUGCGUCCGAGCUCUCCACGCCGCCCGGAGUCCCCGCCUUUGCCGCCGCCGUCGCCUGUGUCCUCCGAGCCGCCGAGCCCGGCGGGCGCCGUGUGCGCAGAUAUGGGCAGCUGCACCGGAGCGCGCCGGGCGGCCGUGGCGCUGGGUGUCGUCGGGCUGCUGUGCGUCGUGCUGGGCGCUGUCAUGAUCGUCCUGGUGCCCUCGUUCAUCGAGCAGCAGGUCCUCAAGAAUGUGCGCAUCGACCCCAGUAGCCUGUCCUUCAACAUGUGGAAGGAGAUCCCUGUCCCGUUCUACCUCUCUGUCUACUUCUUCCACGUGGUCAACCCCGACAACGUCCUGAAGGGCGAGAAGCCGCAGGUGCAGGAGCGUGGGCCCUACGUGUACAGGGAGUUCAGGCAUAAGAGCAACAUCACCUUCAACGACAAUGACACAGUGUCCUUCCUGGAGUACCGGACCUUCCAGUUCCAGCCCGCCAAGUCCUAUGGCCUGGAGAGUGACUACAUCGUCAUGCCCAACAUCCUGGUCCUGACUGCCGCCAUGUUGGUGGAGAACCAGCCCUUGAGCCUGAAGGUGCUCAUGUCCUUGGCAUUCAGCACCCUUGGGGAGCGUGCCUUCAUGAACCGCACUGUUGGGGAGAUCAUGUGGGGCUACGAAGACCCCCUCAUGGACUUCAUCAAUAAGUACUUUCCAAACUUGCUCCCCUUCAAUGGCAAGUUCGGGUUAUUUUCGGAGCUCAACAACACCCAUUCUGGGCUCUUCACCGUGUUCACAGGGGUCAAGGACUUCAGCAGGAUCCACCUGGUGAACAAGUGGAAUGGGCUCAGCAAGGUCAGCUUCUGGCAUUCUGACCAGUGCAACAUGAUUAAUGGAACUUCUGGACAAAUGUGGGCACCCUUCAUGACUCCUGAAUCCUCGCUGGAAUUCUACAGCCCUGAUGCCUGCCGGUCCAUGAAGCUGGUCUACCAGGAGGCGGGGGUGUUUGAAGGCAUCCCCAUCUACCGCUUCGUGGCCCCCCCUACCUUAUUUGCCAACGGGUCCGUCUACCCGCCCAAUGAGGGUUUCUGCCCAUGCCUGGAGUCUGGGAUCCAGAACGUCAGCACCUGCCGCUUUGGUGCACCCCUGUUUCUCUCCCAUCCUCACUUCUACAACGCGGACCCAGUCUUGGCUGAGGCAGUGCUCGGCCUCCACCCUAACCACCAAGAGCAUUCCUUGUUCCUGGACAUUCACCCGGUCACUGGGAUCCCCAUGAACUGCUCCGUGAAGCUGCAGCUGAGCCUCUACAUCAAGGCCGUCAAGGGCAUCGGACAAACGGGGAGCAUCAGUCCUGUGGUCCUGCCCCUGCUUUGGUUUGGAGAGAGCGGCACGAUGGAGGGCCAGGCCCUGCAAACCUUCUACACGCAGCUGGUGCUGCUGCCUGCAGUGCUGCACUACGCCCAGUACGUGCUCCUCGCCCUGGGCUGCGCCCUGCUGCUCAUCCCGGUCGUCCACCUGAUCCGGAGCCAGGAGAAAUGCUAUUUAUUUUGGAGUAGUAGUAAAAAGGGCUCAAAGGAUAAGGAGGCCAUUCAGGCCUAUUCCGAAACUCUGAUGACCUCACCUCCCAAGGGGACUGUGCUGCAAGAAGCAAGGCUGUAGGGCCGCAAAGAUGCCACGAGCCAGCCCAGCCUGGCGGCUCAGCCAGACCAGCUCCCCAGCCCCUGCACCCCACUUCUAAAGGAGUCUUGAAGCGGACAGCUCACCAGCCACAAAGCCUGAGCACCUUAGUUUCCACACAUGUGUGCACACACCUGCACACACACAUACACAGGUGUGUGCAGACACUCAGGGAUGGAGCUGCUGCAGAGGGGACUCAACCAGCACUGUUCCAGAACCUUCUCUCCAAGUGACUUACAGGCCUCUGUCCCCCGGACCGUGGUCACCACUUGCUGUGGGGAUUGCGGCCCUCCCUUGGGUGAGCCUGGGAGGUUCCAUCCAUCCAUUGGGCCCCAACUCCUGGUGACGCACGCCACCCUUCCCGAGACCCCCUCCCCUUGAGGCAGGAAACACUGCAGCACCUGCGUGGGAUCUCAGCCUUGCAGGAGCUUCACAUCCAGGGGCUGGGAGUGCAGAGUUCCUGUGUCAAGGACGGGUGGGUAGAGGGCCGUGGGCUCAUCACUCACGCUGGGUCAAGAGUAUCUGUUUAUAGGCCCACCUGGGCGAAGAACCUGCAUACAGGCCUCAGGAAACACUGAACACAGGACUGAAACACUGAACACACGCUCCUGGUCCCAUUGUCUCCUUACCCCCGAGCAGGAAUUUUCAUCUCCCCGAAGUUGACUCAGGCACAGUUUUUGGUGUCUGGGGCCCUUUUCCACCAGUCUAAACUAAUGCCAUCCUGGAUGUUGUGCCAGCUGUACCCAGGCCGGAGCAGCAGCAGGCUCUGUCCUGAGAUGCCUAGCCACGGGGUCCCUUGGCUUUUGGGUGCCAGGGCAAAGGUGGAGAGGCCUGGGGGGCCUCCACAGGGUGGGAGACCCCUCCGCCUGGUGCUUCUCAUCUCUGGGGCAAGCCACUGUCUCUUUUCUACUGGAAGAGAAAUGAAUUUUAUUGUCUUUUAAAAAUAAAUCACGGUUGAAACAAUAAACCUUUUUAAAAAGCUAACACUCGAGUCUGUGACAACUUAUUUGCUGGUGGAGUAGGCGGUGAGGGGCUUCCGGGAAAGUUUUAAGUUCUUUUUUUUGUUUUUGUCAAUAGUUCCUUUCUGGUGGCUGCCACGAGUGUCUCUCACAGGGCUAGGCUGCAGAUUUGCUGUUCUUUUGUUAUAAAUUUCAAACUGUGUAUAUAUUGAAACAUUUUUGUAAAUCGUGCAUGAAGACACUGCUUGUUUCCAAAGAGUAGGCCCAGGUCCUUUGUGACCACUGCUCACAAUCUCUGGGUGCCGUGGUAAGUACCGUUGCCAUUUUGGUAUGGAACUGCCAGACUUUUUUCUGUGCGUUUGUGUAUACAUCUGCUUCCUGGCAGAGGUACACAGCAUCAGCCUGGGCUUUUUCUUUUUUCUUGUUACACAACUGACAGAAGAGAGACUCGGUUAGGAGAAUGGAUUGGAGCCAGCUGGCCUGGGUUUGCAUCCGGGCUCUGCUUCUUAUUAGUUCUGUGAACUUGUGCAAGUCACAUGCCUACUCUGUGCCUCAGUUUCACCACUUCUAAAAUCAAGAUCCUAGUACUGACCUCUCAGCGUGGUACUGUGAGGAGUCAAUGAGUUUGUGCACAAAAUGCUCUCACAACGCAGUUGGCCCAUGGAACAGGCUGUAUGUUUGCCAUCAUUAGUAUUGUCGCUAUCAUUGUUAAUGAUUCACCAUCCCACAACUAGAUUUUUUUCCACCUAAGUUGUCUUGGACAUUGUUCCCUGUUCAUAUUUAGUGAGCCACCCCUUUUUAACUAGCGGCUGCGUAGUAUUCUGAGGACUGGGACUUACCACACUUUAUUUACACUGCCCCCUAUUGGUGGACACCCAAGUUGCUUGGACUUUUCCCCCAUGGCAAACACAGCUUUAGCCAACAUUCCCUCCUUCAUUCGCUGGAUAUUGAGCCCCUGGGGCAGUGCCCAGCACCUGCGCUGUGCAGACCCUGCUCCAGGGGCUGGGAUAUGGCGGUGACCUAACCCUCCCUGCUCUGGCCUUCUAGGGUGAGUUUCUCUCCCUAGAGAAAGGUAAGGGAGGGCGAAUU